AUGGGUAAGUCGCUCCUACUGCUCCAGGAUGACAUAGCUGAUCCAUGCAGUCGCUUUGCUCGCGGUGGUCGUGGUGGCAAGGUCGUCAAAGUUACUACUCUCGAAGACAGCGAAGCCCCGGGAACUCUCCGGCAUGCCCUGACCAAUGUAACCGGGCCCAGAAUCGUGGUGUUUGAUGUUGGCGGAGUCAUCACGAUCAAGUCACGCCUGUCAAUCACUGACAGUUACAUCACCGUCGCGGGAGAAACCGCGCCCGGUAAAGGGAUUAUUGUGCAAGGUCAGCCCUUCGGACUCUCCGGCGCGUCCGACGUGAUUCUGCGACACAUCCGCACCCGUCCGGGCACCAGCUCCAACGAGACUGUGGACGGGAUGGGGAUGGCGGGAUCCAACUACUGCAUCCUGGAUCAUUGCUCGAUGGGCUGGUCGAUCGACGAAUCCUUUUCGUCAAGGAAUGCGAAGAACAUCACGUUCCAGCGUAACAUGAUCUCUGAGCCACUCAACGUGGCUGGUCAUAAGAACUAUCCCGCGGGCACUGAACACGGAUAUGCCGCGACCAUUGGAGGUGAUAUCAGCUCGAUCCAUCACAAUCUCAUCGCUCACGCCGAAGGUCGCAGCUGGAGUAUGGGCGGAGGAGUGGAUGACAAUUCGACAUUCGCCGGGCGACUGGAUAUUCGCAACAACGUUGUGUACAACUUCGGUAUGCUCACCCGGGUCUCCCACCCACGAUAA
Aspergillus melleus is the source of this 729-nucleotide messenger RNA. RefSeq lists its product as uncharacterized. NCBI's taxonomy places the organism in Eukaryota, Fungi, Ascomycota, Eurotiomycetes, Eurotiales, Aspergillaceae. The transcript has a single exon. The record is from RefSeq and is a predicted model, not a curated record. The coding region runs from base 1 to 729 and encodes 242 amino acids.